AUGGUAAAGGUAGCAAUCGCCGGAGCGGCAGGUGAACUUGGCCGGGAGAUAUUGGACGGAAUAGUCGAGCGCCAGAAACAUGAAAUUAUUGCACUGGUUCGCAGGGAUCCCUCACUUUUGCCUCCGCUGCAAGGGGUCACGUGGACUCAGACUUCAUAUGAAUCUGAGUCUGAGCUUGUCCAACUGCUAAAAGGAGUGGACACCUUACUUUGCGUUUUUGCCGUGCAUCGUGACCCUGGCAAUGCUACUCAAAAGAUGCUCAUUGAUGCUGCAAUCAAAGCAGGGGUGAGGCGUUAUGCACCUGCUGAGUGGGCAACAAGCAUGAAGCUAGACGCUCAUCUCAGUCUCACACCGUGGAACGCAGGCAAAGUGGAGAUUCGACAUUAUUUACAGCAGCUGAACAAGGAGAAAAAGGUUGGCAUAUUGAUGGAUUAUUUGGGUCACCCUCACCGGAUCUCCAAGUAUCUAACGACAAUGCCUAUGACCGUGGACAUUGAGAAAUGCCGUGCUCUCGUGCUUUCAGGCUCACUGACUGAUAAAAUCACAUUUACGGCUGCCCGCGACAUCGGAAAAGUUGUAGCCCGCGCUAUUGAGUAUGAAGGCGAAUGGCCACUUGUUGGGGGUGUUAGCGGGAAUCAAAUCAGUUUCGAAGAUCUCAUUCGAGUUGGGGAGAGAGUCCGUGGGACUCGCUUCACAAUUGAAAGCUUGGAACAGAAAGAUCUUGAAGCUGGGGAACUCAAAACCGACAACUUCUUCCGAGUACCUUUUCCUGACAUUCCAGAAGACCAGGUCGAGUCCUUCUCACAGCUGGCGACAAUUUCCGUAAUGCUUGGUGCUAAACAUGGUCUUUGGACAGUCACGGACGAGUGGAAUGAGAUUCUGCCGGAUCAUGAAUUUACGCAAGUGGAGGAUUUUCUCAGGGAGAUAUGGGGAUCUCGCGGUUGA
Messenger RNA from Clonostachys rhizophaga, 945 nucleotides. Lineage: Eukaryota; Fungi; Ascomycota; Sordariomycetes; Hypocreales; Bionectriaceae. The record is from the annotation of a GenBank genome assembly.